AUGACUGCAGUCAGACGUACUCCAUCAUCUAACAGAAGAGCUAGAGGGCCAAUCAACAAGAGAGCUUGCCAAAGAUGUAGGCUUGGAAAGAUAAAAUGCGAUGGUGAUGCAAUAAGUAACCGAUCCUGCAGUAACUGUGAACCAUCAGCUUGUAUAUACGACACAACGCCAAGAAAGAAUAAACAAAUCGAGCAAAUGAAGGAACAAAUGGACACACUCCAACAACGAAUAAUGGGCAUCUACAGUGAUUUCCAAGGAAAAUUGGCGAUUAAAGAAAAGGAAAAGGAAGUUUUGUGUCUAUUGUAUGAAUCAAAAGAAUAUUUUGGUGGUUGUGCAGAGCAUUUAAUUACAUUCGAUAAUUUGAAAAAUAUAAUUAAACAAAGCACUUACCUCCCAGGAUACUUGGAUUUUAUUGGUGCUCUCAUAUCGAAUUUUAAUUUAAAUCAGGAUAAGGUCCCUGGGAUUAUUGAAUCUUUGGAACGGAUCGUAAGUUGCACUGAACAUCAUGAGAGAAAUGCUCCCGGAAUUGAUCAUUUGAAAAGGCAACAAGAUGAUUAUCAUGAUCGCCAACAAUUUCCAGACAAUGGAAUAAUUUUGACUUCUAAUAACAACGACUUACCGAUACCAGUACCAUCGUCAAUAGAUCAAACACCUAUUAUAAAUAUUUAUAGUAUUCCAAACACCACUGUUGUUAAUAAUGAUUACAACAUUACUCCAGCGCCAUUUGAUCAACAACAACAUAAUAACGAUACAAACACCACCAAUAUUAAUGGCAUAAAUUAUAAUUUAAUAUAUAACCCAUAUAUUUUUUUAGUGGCUUUACAAAAUAUAUGA
Molecule: messenger RNA, 834 nt
Organism: Entrophospora sp. SA101
Lineage: Eukaryota; Fungi; Glomeromycota; Glomeromycetes; Entrophosporales; Entrophosporaceae
Source: the annotation of a GenBank genome assembly